Paramecium sonneborni is the source of this 704-nucleotide messenger RNA. The record is from the annotation of a GenBank genome assembly. NCBI's taxonomy places the organism in Eukaryota, Ciliophora, Oligohymenophorea, Peniculida, Parameciidae.
AUGUUAUGCGAAUAGCUUGAAUAGUUUGAUACUUCUCUUCAAAAUGGAAGAGAGAGGAAAAACUUAGAGCAUGCGAGAAAGGAUUAGAGCAUCAAAUUCAAGAUGAAUUCAUAUGAUUUAAAUGAUUUUAUGUUGAUGUUCUGAUUCUUGAAUCAUUUUAUUAUGGAUGUUUUAGUAUUUCAAAUAAUUAGUACUUAAGAGAGAAAGUUGACAUGGAUAAAAUACUGGGUAUAUCUUUGAAAUAUAAUUUAACAAUAGACUUAAAUUAGUUAUGUUUCAAGAAGAAUUUAGUCGGUCAAAAAAAAAUUAGAUUAAAUAUAAUUUUAGUUAAGCUAUUCCAAAUCCAUCAAAUUUAUCUUAUGUAAUAGUAAAGUCAUUAAAUAUAAAUGAUGUAAAGUCUGAUCAUAGUUGAGGUUUAUUAUUUUAUGGAUUAAUUGCAAAUAUAACAUCAAGAUAUUAUUCAUAAGCAGUAGGAUCUUUAAGAAAAUGCAAUGCCUCUUCUAUAUACAUUGCCCUUUAUAAAGAAUGAUAGAUUAUUCAAUAUUUAUUUUGUUAUUAAUUAAUAAGAAAAAGAUUUAUUUUUAUUGGGUGGAUUUAAUUAUAUGACUUUUGAAUUAAUUAUAUUUUUUAUUCAAUCUGCUCUGUAAAAUUAAAUGAUGGCUUUAAUUUUAUAAAUAUGUUAAGAUUUAUUAAUUAUUGUAUAG